GAACGGAAGCCGCGAGGGGGAAUGAUAAGGAUCCGGAGGAGCACUGAGCGCAGCAGGCUUCCAGGGCCCCGGAUCCAUUGGUUCUGAUGUGAACCCCCCCGUUAUGGAUUUGUCUGGGGGGCCAACAACGCUCUAGGGAACCUGCUUAGUAUUAAGAUGAAUCUAACGGACAGAAUUGCGGAGUUUGCUGAGCCGGGUCGUAACGAUUAUGUGAACAGCACGUCCGUGUCGCACAUGGGCAACGCUACAUUUCGAGACAUCCAGGAGAUGAUACAUACGGCCACCCUGGUCACAUGCACUUUUCUACUGGUCAUCAUCUUCUGCCUGGGAUCCUAUGGAAACCUCGUAGUCUUCUUGUCCUUCUUCGACCCGGCCUUUAGGAAAUUCCGGACCAACUUUGACUUCAUGAUCCUGAAUUUGUCCUUCUGUGACCUUUUCAUCUGCUGCAUUUCCGCCCCCAUGUUUGCCUUUGUCUUGUUUUUAGAUUCCGGCAAAAAUGUACCCGACGCGUUUUGCUUCACUUUCCAUCUCACCAGUUCGGGAUUUAUCAUCAUGUCUCUGAAGACAGUGGCCGUGAUUGCACUUCACCGCCUGCGAAUGGUGCUCGGCCAGCAGCCCAAUAGGACGGCCUCCUUCCCUUGCACUUUAAUGCUGACCGUUCUUUUGUGGACCACGAGUUUUACGUUGGCCACGCUGGCCACUCUAAGGACACGGAAGUCUCGCAUUUGCCUUCCCAUGUACAGCCUGAUUAACGGCGAGGGGAAAAUUAUCUUGUACUUGUACGUCAUUGAUUUCACCUUCUGUGUUGCCGUCGUGUCCGUUUCCUACAUCAUGAUCGCUCAAACGCUGAGAAAAAAUGCCCAAGUCCGAAAAUGCCCAAUAAUCACUGUAGACACAUCAAGGCCGCAGCCGUUUAUUGGGCCGGCAGUAGACGGUGUGCAUUGUGCCGUGCCUGCUCUGUACAGGAAUCAGAACUACAACAAACUACAGCACGUCCAGACCCACGCCUACACCAAAAAGCUCAGCCAGGUGCCCGUGCCAUCCAGUCGCUUGCAGCUCGUCUCUGCCGUCAACUUGUCCACUGCGAAGGACUCCAAGGCCGUGGUGACUUGUGUUGUCAUCGUCCUCUCUGUUUUAAUCUGUUGCCUCCCGUUAGGCAUCUCAUUGGUCCAAGACGUCCUCACCAGUAACAGCAGUUUUAUCCUGUAUCAGUUUGAGCUCUGUGGCUUCACGCUCAUAUUCCUCAAGUCGGGUUUGAACCCGUUUAUUUAUUCCCGUAACAGCGCCGGACUGAGGAGGAGGGUCCUCUGGUGUCUGCAGUACGUUGCCCUUGGCUUUUUGUGUUGCAAAAAAAAGACUCGGUUACGUGUCAUGGGCAAAGGGAGUCUUGAGGCCAACAGGAACAAGUCAUCUCACCAUGAGACCAACUCUGCCUACAUGUUGUCCCCAAAACCACAGAAGGAGUUUGUGGACCAAGCGUGUGGCCCAAGCCAUUCUAAAGACAGUGUUCUAAGCCCUAAAGGCUCUGCUGGGCAUCAACACUACGCCCAAAGCAGCUCCACUCCAAUCAAUACCCGCAUUGAACCCUAUUACAGUAUCUACAACAGCAGCCCCUCCCAGGAACUCAGCACCCCCAACAGCCUGCAGCCGGUCAACUCCACAUUCGGAUUUGCCAAGUCCUAUAUCGCCAUGCACUACCAUACGGCCAACGACUUGAUGCAAGACUGCGAGAGCACCUCGGCCAAGCAGAUCCCUGUGCCGUCCGUAUAAUGACAACACAUCUUGUCAGCAUUUUAUUUUGUUGCCAUAUAAAUCUCUAGGUUUAACAAAUGACAGUUUGGCGAGUGUUAGGACUCACGUGUACACAAAGUAUUUUCACAGAACUUUAUUAAAUAACGUAACGUUGCAUUACUGGAGAGUUUACUUGAUCCGACUUCCUUUUGUACUUACAAGGGCACUUACACGUUAAAUCACUCAACAGCAACUCAUGUAGGUGCAGAACUGCAUCCCGCCAGUAAUACAUAGUAAACCAUUAGCAGUUUGCUGCCGGAGCAUAAUCAAAUCAGGAGGCCCUACUUCUGAUGGAUAUGGAUGAAACGGGGCAUCUCCCACUUCUGUGCCAAGAAAAGGGCAUCAGCAGAAAAGAUUUUCACUUCAGACUGUCAGAGCAGAGCAACAGAGGUGACAGUUGGUCAGAGUGAGGGCAAAUCUGGGCUGGCCCUUCUCCAUGCCAAAACGUGUCUAAUAUAGAACUUUUGAAUGACAUUUUCCAGAAUCCGCAACAAUAUAAAAGAAUUAUGAAUGUUGUGCCAAACAUGGUUCUCAUAUACUGGGUGCCAGGGCUAUAGUAAAAUUAAUUUACAUAGGGUGUCACGCAACUGCCAGCACUACACAGCGGCACAUGUUGGGCUUCAUGGUCUACAGAAGCUAAAAGGUGGAGCGUUUGCCCCCUCUACCCAUUUUUAAUAAGAAAUUGGUUUGGCUUCAGUAUCAGGACAAACAGAAUAAGGUUCUUUACAGGUAAAAAAAAAGUCAUUGUAUAAUACAAGUAUAUUUUUGUAUUGGGGGCAGAAAAUACAAAAUGUAAAGAUGGAUUCAUUUUUUCUAAUGGCAGAAAUGUUUAGUUUUUAUUUAAUUGUUAUCCCCAUAACAUUGUUUCUUUAUUUAUUGAGAUUAAACUUUGUAAAUGGAA
Messenger RNA from Xenopus laevis (African clawed frog), 2692 nucleotides. It is a transcript of the gene gpr75.L, whose product is annotated as G protein-coupled receptor 75 L homeolog. The record is from RefSeq and is marked provisional. Gene Ontology annotation, cellular component: membrane; plasma membrane. Gene Ontology annotation, biological process: signal transduction; chemokine-mediated signaling pathway; G protein-coupled receptor signaling pathway. NCBI's taxonomy places the organism in Eukaryota, Metazoa, Chordata, Amphibia, Anura, Pipidae. Gene Ontology annotation, molecular function: G protein-coupled receptor activity; C-C chemokine receptor activity.